AUGUUUGCGAAUAGACUUUUGUUGAAAGCAGGACUAUACAAUAGAAAGCCAAUCACAAGAGCAUUUACUUGCCUUAGACCAACAUUCUCCAGAUACUUCUCAACUGGAAUCAAGGGUACAAGUGGAGAUAGCGAGACUAUUAUUGAAGAUCAAAACUUCUAUAAUCCAACGAAGACGAUUGAUCUUAGUGGGGGAAGUUUCACUGUUUUUGAUAAUAUUAAAGCAAGUGAAGGAAAGCAUGUCCUUCCUUAUGAGGUAAAGGAGACCAUUACCAAGAACUCUAUUGGGAUCAUUGUCAGCAUGAUCAUUGAGAACUCUUUGAUUCCAAUGUACUUCAUCCCUUCCACAUACUUCGCUAUCAAUAUGCUCUACAGAGUGUCUCAGUACAUGACACGUGCUGUGAAUCAAGUUGUCCUGCUCAAGUGAGGAACUAAGGUUCAAGUUUCCUUCAAAUUAGGAGGUUCUGAGACUUGGAAUAUUAACGACAUUCGCAAAAAUAUCGAUGAGAAAGCACUUGUUGAGACCUUUGCUGAGCCUUAUCUCUUCCCAAUCACAGUCAGAAACAAGGGAACUUACUAUCUCUAUGGGCAUGGACAUUCUGCUAUCAAGGAUGGAGAAAUAUUCAGAGCAGUCAUAAAUGGAAGAAGUAUCUCGCUUGAUUAA
Messenger RNA from Moneuplotes crassus, 663 nucleotides. NCBI's taxonomy places the organism in Eukaryota, Ciliophora, Spirotrichea, Euplotida, Euplotidae. The record is from the annotation of a GenBank genome assembly.